Lutra lutra (Eurasian river otter) is the source of this 960-nucleotide messenger RNA. Its product is annotated as olfactory receptor 5V1-like. The coding region runs from base 1 to 960 and encodes 319 amino acids. Gene Ontology annotation, biological process: G protein-coupled receptor signaling pathway. Gene Ontology annotation, molecular function: G protein-coupled receptor activity; olfactory receptor activity. NCBI's taxonomy places the organism in Eukaryota, Metazoa, Chordata, Mammalia, Carnivora, Mustelidae. Gene Ontology annotation, cellular component: membrane. The transcript has a single exon. The record is from RefSeq and is a predicted model, not a curated record.
AUGACACCAUUUGAAAUGAACAAUCAAACAGAUGUAACAGAAUUCAUCUUCUUGGGAUUUUCCAACCACCCCAAACUACAGGGUUUGUUUUUCCUGGUUUUCUUGAUCGUUUACCUGACAACCACUGCAGGGAACAUGCUCAUAAUAACAGCCACUAGAAUCAGUCUUGCUCUCCACACUCCAAUGUAUUAUUUCCUCAGCAACCUGAGUUUCUUAGACAUCUGUUAUACAUCCACCACCAUUCCAGUCAUGCUGGUGAACUUCUUCCGGGAGAAGAAGACCAUUUCAUAUGAGGGCUGCCUUUCCCAGAUUUUCUUCCUCGUGACAUGUGCUGGCACUGAAUGUGUCUUAUUGGCUGCUAUGGCAUAUGACCGCUUUGUAGCCAUUUGCCACCCUCUUCAAUAUCCAGUCCUCAUGAGUGUGAAGGUCUGUGUUUUUUUGGUGACUGGGUCCUGGCUGUGUGGGCUGUUGAAUUCUGUGACACACACGGUACUGGCAGCCACACUCACGCUCUGUGGACCCAACCAAAUCAGCCACUUUCUCUGUGACAUUCCACUGCUCCUGAAGCUCUCCUGCUCAGACACCUCUCUGAAUGAAUCUGUGCUCCAUGUGGCCAGUGCCACCAUUGGCCUGAGUCCCUGCCUGUUUACUGGAGUGUCCUACAUACUCAUCAUCUCUGCCAUUCUUAGGAUUCCCUCUGCUCAGGGUAGGAGCAAGGCCUUCUCUACCUGUGCAUCCCACCUUACUGUGGUUGUGGUCUUUUAUGGAAUGGCCAACUUCAACUAUGACAGACCCAGAGAAGGUUACUCACUAGACAUGGAUAUUCUGGUCUCUGUGCUCUUCUGUGUUAUAACCCCUAUGUUGAACCCCAUCAUAUAUAGCCUGAGAAACAAGGAGGUCAAGGGUGCCCUGAGGAAGCUGGCUGGAGGGUAUGUGAUUCCUGGCAAUAUUAGUGUCUAA